GCCUUGGCGGGCCUCGAGGCGGCGCUCCAGCAGCCCACGGCCACGGCGCCCAAGCCCGAGCUGCCCGACGAGGCCGUCCAGCGGGCAUGGGGAGCGGCGCGUCGUGCGACCAAGGCGCCCAACGAGGCCCUCGACGCCACCGAGGGGGCCCGCGCCUGGCUCGCCAAGUGCCAGGCCAAGGAGGACGAGCUUGCGGCGGAGUACGCGCUCGCCCUCGAGGAGCAGGCGAGGGCCAUCGCACACGCCAAGGGCUGCCUCAAAGGCGAACAGGCCACUCCAGCAUCGGUCUCGGUCAACCUAUCCUCCGUCCUCGAGGGGAGGGAGGGCCUCAACUUCGAGCUCGGGGUCGCCUUCGACCUCGACGGCAUCUCGCUCACGGAGCAGGAGCAGGCCGACUGGGAGAAAACGCUGGAGCAGUUCAAGCAGGACUUCACAAAGCAGGUGGAGGCGAUGUUCAAGCCCGCGGCUGAGGAGCUCGAGAAGCGGAGAGAGGGCCUCAAGAAGAUGCAGGAGGAGUUCCGCGCCAAGACCAAGAAGCGGCGGAUGGACUCUGAAGCUGCUCGGCCUGCUGGUGAACCUGACCCUCCUGGCGACGAACAGCGAGGCGCUGGGGGCGACGCAGCAGGACAUACCAGCGACGCGGCUCCUGGGACGCCCAGCCAGCCUGAGGCCGCCCCAGCCCCCAGACAGCCCCAGCUGUCGGCAGAGCGGCUCGCAGAGCUCAAGAAGGCCGCGAGGGAGCCGUUCACGUUCGACUCCGCCAACGGCUCAGGCUGGGGACCCCUCGCGACCAUAUGGGGCAGGCCUCAGGAGAUGGCUCAGGAGCUGGCCAGGGAGGCCCAUGCGGGUCAGUGCUGGUUGGCCCAGGAGACCCACCUACAAGAGGAGGAGGCAACCCGCGAGGAGCAGUGGCUGUGCAGGCAGGGCCUGCGGGAUGCCCUCACGCCUGGCACCAGCCACCUAGGCAGCCUGGACACGCAGCAGAGGAGGGCCGCCUCGGGCGGCACAGGAGGUGAGGUCUGGGCGGCGCGAGGCGCCGCUCAGCCCUUGCGAGGCGCCGCCGCUGGGACCAGAUCUAAGCGCGUCCACCCUGGGCGGCGCACCUGCCUCCACUUCGAGGGGCUCAAGCGAGGAGGAGGGCCGGCGGCCUGCGUCUACCUCGACAUCGACCGCCAGGGGCCUGCGUCAUGGGAGGUGCUGCGCACGCUGGGGCACGCGCUGAGAGCCUCGGGCAUGUCCUUCGUGAUCGGGAGGGACGUCAACGUGGAGCCCGCCCUCUCCGCGGACGCGGCGCGUUUCUGGUUGGAGGCGGGGAGAGGCCAGGUCAUAUGCAACGAAGAGGGCCUCGGCACCUGCCACGUCGCGGCCGACGCGCCGCCGCCCGAGCUCGACUACUUCAUCGCGGCCAUCAUGUUCGACGACUGCUCCCUGCGCCACACUGGCUCGGAAGCGCAGGUGGGCAUCAUGCUGGGCAAGGCGGCGUGCGCCGUCAUCAGGGGCCUGGAGCGGGGCAUAGGCGCGGUGGUCUCCAGGGACAAGAGCGAGAUCCUGGGGGCCACCGAGAGGUUGCACCGCCGCAGCGAGCGCCGCAUGGACGAGGGCUCCUUCGCGCAUGCCAAGGUGACCAGGAGCUUGGGAGUGUGCUACGCCAUGGGCGCCAGAGCCGGGGAGGUGGCUGCUGGCCGACGCCAAGCCGCCGCGGCCCAGCUCGGCCGUGCCCACCAGAGGCGACGGGCAAGGAAGGAAGCGGCAGUCAAGCUGGUCAAUGCUGGACUUAAGCCCGCUACGUCAUACGAUAUCUCUUGUUUAGCCUGGUCGUCAUCGGCGCUGGCGAGAUGGAGGUCCAAGCUCGCAGCCAUCGCCUUCGGCACGGGUCCUGGCAGGAGCAUCUGCCUCAGCUACCUGCUGGCCGCGAAGCCGUGGGACGACCCGCUCUUCGACCACAUCGCCAAGCCCAUGGAGGCGUGGGCGAGGGCGCUGCAGCAGGUCAAGGAGCAGGACAGGCGCGCCCUCGGCUCGGCCUCUGCGGCGGCGCGCGAGCGCCUCACCGCCAGCGGGCCAGAGGGCCUGGCGGGAAGGGGCCCAGCCUCCGCAGCGGCCCUUGCCGCGGCGCGCCUCGGCUGGAGAGCUGGCCACAUCAGGCGCUGGACGGACGACCUUGGGAGGAUCCUAGACCUGCGCGAGACCGACAGGCACGCGUUCCAACGCGAAGUACAGGCUGCCUUCAUCAGGAAGCACUGGAGGGACGUGGCGAGCCACGACCCGCUGCGGGGCCACCUGGAGGGCGGCGCGGCCAUCAACGGCCUGAGGAGGCGGUUGGCGAAGCAGCUCGCUGACCACGCCCUUGCUUCGCGGUGGCCCUCGGCCAGGCAAUGGGAGGCAGACGACCUCAACAUCAACUACUUCUACGACUCAGGCGGCCCGAUGGACUCGGUCGCGGAGCACGCCAUCUGGUCGCGGUGCCUGGUCAAGGAGUUGCUGGCGGCAGUGGAG
Prorocentrum cordatum is the source of this 2493-nucleotide messenger RNA. The record is from the annotation of a GenBank genome assembly. Lineage: Eukaryota; Dinophyceae; Prorocentrales; Prorocentraceae.